Salvelinus namaycush (lake trout) is the source of this 2751-nucleotide messenger RNA. RefSeq names its product F-box/LRR-repeat protein 18-like. Gene Ontology annotation, molecular function: protein binding. Gene Ontology annotation, biological process: SCF-dependent proteasomal ubiquitin-dependent protein catabolic process. The annotation marks the transcript as partial. The transcript has 6 exons. Lineage: Eukaryota; Metazoa; Chordata; Actinopteri; Salmoniformes; Salmonidae. The record is from RefSeq and is a predicted model, not a curated record.
GACCAUGUUUGUAUGUGGCUUUAUUUACAUUUUUUUUAAAAAGUUGUUUACAAACUGAUAUCACUAAAGUCAGAGUUUGCAGGUUCAGUUGUCUUGAACUCACUAAAGUCAGAGUUUGCGGUUCGGAGUUCCCAGUUGUCUUGAACUCACUAAAGUCAGAGUUUGCAGUUUGGAGUUAACAGUUUUAAUGCCAAAAUAACAUGCAAAACAGGCAAGCCCCAAAAAACAAAUGUGGGGCUCAAAACAGGGACCUGCCCUGAAUGACGGGGCGUCACUGGCGAUGCCCGUUCUGUCACAGACGCCAUAACGGCACGGAUACACAGAUGUCACAGCUUUCCAUCUCUAUGGGCAAGACAAGAUAGGACCUUUCCUCUUAAAGAGGAACUUGUCUACCAUAAUGAAAACAUUAUAAACUGCCAAUUGAGGUGCUACAGGAGAAGUGAAGUCAGUUAUGUAUUUUAUUAGCUAGAAUGAACCAUUUUAGAGUGAAAAUUACAUUCAUUUUUUUUAUUGUGAAGACAACCCUCUCUGGGGGUUGGGGGAAGACUUUGUAGGUGCGGCUUCCGGAAAAUGUUCAGUCCUCAAUGUUCCGGGUGAAACGCAGCAAACUGACGAGCGUUUUACUUCCUGUAGUCCCAGCUGUCACAUGAAGCUAGUUGUCUGCUGUUAGACAUGCACUGAUUAAAAACACUCAAAAACGAUGACUUCGUCUGUAAACGGAAGAGUAUUGGAUGAAGAUAUGGACAAUCAAAUUGUACAGGCUGUGUGUGUAGAGGAUGGGAUAGGGCUGGUGUCGGGGUCGAUCGGGAUGUCAGACUUCUCCGAUGAGAUCUUGUUAAGUAUCCUGGUCUAUGUCUCGACCUCUGACCUCGUGAAUAACGUUUCCCGGACCUGCCGCAAGCUACACACGCUCUGCUAUGACAAGACACUGCUGACCACGGUCACACUGUCUGAAGAAUACACGGCAGAUGACGGCGCUAUUCGCCAGGUGCUGAAGCAUCUAUCCAAUCACGUGCAGUCCCUCAGCCUUAGCGGCUGCUAUUGGCUGUCGGGUUCUACCAUCGACCGUCUGAUUCGCUGUCGCUCCCUGGUGCGUCUGGACCUAUCAGGUUGUCGCGUGACCUCCCUGCGUCUGUCCCGCCUCCUCUCCUCCCUCCCUCUCCUCCGAUCUCUCGCUUUUGACGUGUCGCCUGGCUUCGAUUCCGCCCAGCUGAGUGGCGAGGCCCGUGAUUCGCUGUCUCGGCUGUCGGAGCUGAGACAGACGGUGUUGACGCCCAGUUACGGCGUUGUCCCCUGCUGCUCCGGCCUCUUCAGUCUACAGCUGCAGCUGGACAUACCUGACGUCACCAGGGAGGGUACCAGUAUGUCUUGCCAGUUGAUGAUGGGUCAGAGCAGUGUCCCUCACUACCAACAGCUGGAGGAGUUUACUGCCCGCCUGGCGCCUGGAGAGGUGAACCAGACUCUACUCCUCCUCUACCUCGCUGUGUUCAGUGUUCGUGUUCCGGAGCGUCUCCGCUCCUUCCUGGUUUCAGUUCCUGGUCCAAACCCCGCCCACUGGCCUGCUGCGUCCUCAUUGGCCCAUAGCCUCGUUCAGCAUGGCGACCUGGAAGCCCUGCAGUUGCCUCGGUCCUGGUUGGACGCCACGUCGCUAGGACGGGUCCUUCUUAGCAACGCUCCCAAACACCUGAACUUCUCCCGUUGCCCCACGUUACGACAAACUGUCAUCCAAUCGCUGACUGGCACCGGAGUGAGAGACUCGACGCGAUUGGUCAGCCUGAAUCUUAGUGGUAUAGGCCACACCUCCAGUUAUCCAGAGUGCAGUAGAGCGCGGGGAGAGGAGGAGCUUGUUGCCGAGGCGAUGAGCCGGCUGGUUAUUGGCUGUCCCAAUCUGUCACACCUCAACUUGUUACACACGCACUAUCACCACGACAACACACACACGCCUGGGCUGGAGGCCAACACACACCUGUGUACCAGCCUGGCCAAACUCACACACCUCCGGUCGCUGGCGCUGCCCGCCUGCGCCCUGUCGGACGGUUCACACACACCGUCCCCUUCCCCGUCCCCGUCCUCUCUGCUGCUGGGGCUGAGGAAGCCGUCCCGCGUCGGGCUCCAGACCUACAGGCCAGGCUCCGAGGACUCUCUCCCCAGGGAGGGCACCUCUGGGCUGGGUACCCUGCUGGCCGGCUGCCCCUGUCUGGAAGUUCUGGAGUUAACAGGACCGGGCUUCAUCUCCGCCCUGCCGCGUCUUGAGCCCUGCGCCAGGGUGUGUGUGGAUCAGAGGACGUGUGUGAACGCUGGCGGGGUCGGGGACACGCACGUCGCGGCUCUCCGGGGUUUCCGCGGGCUGCGGAGGCUGACGCUGGCGGGGCUGCCGGGGGUCCUGAAGGGGACCGGGUUGGUACAGGUGGCUGAACACUGCAGGGACCUACGGGCAUUAUCUCUGGCCAACCUGGGGUCCUUAAAGACCUGGAACUACAGCGCCGCCCUGCUGGACACACUGAGGAACUGCACCCAGCUCACCCAGCUACGGUUGGAGCAGCCCUACCUGGUGUGUAACGGUGCAUUCUGGGAGGCGUUGUCAUGCUGCUCUCGUCUCCGCCGCCUCUGUCUCAUCUCGCGGAACGGAACCUUCCACCCCGCUGCCGUGGUUACCUUCAUGGAGUGCUGCCGUGACGUCAUGGUGUGUCACAUGUUCUUGGGCGGAACUCUGGUGGCGUGUCGCACGCUACAGAAAACACUGCUAGACCG